Molecule: messenger RNA, 2413 nt
Organism: Suncus etruscus (white-toothed pygmy shrew)
Lineage: Eukaryota; Metazoa; Chordata; Mammalia; Eulipotyphla; Soricidae
Gene: GPBP1L1
Product: GC-rich promoter binding protein 1 like 1
Exons: 11
Coding region: 88-1512 (474 amino acids)
Biological process (GO): positive regulation of DNA-templated transcription; DNA-templated transcription
Cellular component (GO): nucleus
Molecular function (GO): RNA binding; DNA binding
Source: RefSeq, a predicted model, not a curated record
AGGAGACAGGACCACAGAGGUUACACUCUGGGAUCCUGGCCAUGAGGUUGGAUGCCUCACCUUGCUGAAAAGAGACACUGGACCUAAAUGGCGCAGCAUGACUUUGUUCCUGCUUGGCUAAAUUUCUCAACACCACAGUCAUCUAAGUCACCUACAGCCACCUUUGAAAAACACGGAGAGCACCUACCACGAGGAGAUGGUAGGUUUGGAAUAAGCCGUCGAAGACAUAAUUCCUCUGACGGCUUUUUUAACAAUGGGCCUCUGAGAACUACAGGAGAUUCGUGGCACCAGCACUCCCUGUUUCGUCAUGAUUCUGUGGACUCUGGUGUUUCUAAGGGUGCAUAUGCUGGAAUCACAGGGACCCCAUCUGGUUGGCAUGGCUCCUCCCGAGGUCAUGAUGGCAUGAACCAGCGUAGUGCAAGUGGCACAGGGAACCAUCGCCAUUGGAAUGGCAGCUUCUACUCUCGGAAAGGUUGUGCCUUUCAGGAAAAGCCUCCCACAGAGAUUAAGGAAGAAAAGAAAGAAGAUAAAAUAGAUAAGUUGCAGUUUGAAGAGGAAGACUUUCCUUCUUUGAAUCCAGAAGCUGGCAAACAGAAUCAGCCAUGCAGACCUAUUGGGACCCCUUCUGGAGUAUGGGAAAAUCCACCUUGUGCCAAGCUACCGUCCAAGAUGCUAGUCAUCAAAAAAGUUUCCAAAGAGGAUUCUGCUGCUGCCUUCUCUGCUGCAUUCACCUCACCAGGAUCUCAUCAUACAAAUGGAAACAAAUCAUCAAGUAUGAUUCCAAGUGUAUAUAAGAACCUGGUUCCUAAGCCUGCACCACCUCCUUCCAAGUCCAAUGCAUGGAAAACUAACAGAAUGGAACACAAGUCGGGAUCCCUUUCUUCUAGUCGGGAGUCUGCAUUUACCAGUCCAAUCUCUGUUACCAAACCAGUAGUACUGGCUAGUGGCUCUAUCCUGAGCUCUCCCAAAGAGAGUCCCUCCAGCACCACACCUCCAAUUGAGAUAAGCUCCUCUCGUCUGAUCAAGUUGACCCGCCGAACUUCUGACAAGAAGAGUGAGUUCUUGAAGACUCUGAAGGAUGACCGGAAUGGAGACUUCUCAGAGAACAGAGACUGUGACAAGGUGGAGGAUAUGGAGGAUAACAGCACACCAGAACCAAAGGAAAAUGGAGAGGAAGAUUGUCAUAAGACUAGUCUAAUUCACCCUGUAAAUGAGGAAAGGGAGGUCCUCUCACACUCUCUGGAAGCAGAACAUCGGUUACUGAAAGCAAUGGGAUGGCAAGAAUAUCCUGAAAAUGAUGAGAAUUGCCUCCCUCUCACGGAGGAUGAACUCAAAGAGUUCCACAUGAAGACAGAGCAGCUGAGAAGAAAUGGCUUUGGUAAGAAUGGCUUCCUGCAGAGCCGCAGUUCCAGCCUCUUCUCCCCUUGGAGAAGUACUUGUAAAGCAGAGCUUGAAGACUCAGACGCAGAAACCAGUAGCAGUGAAACAUCAGAUGACGAUGCCUGGAAGUAGGGCAUACAAAUGUUGGUAGUUAAAUCUGAUCCAGGAAACUCAGCUUAAGUGUUUAGGGAAUGUACAAAAGAAAUUAUUCUUUGCCUUUGCCUUGUCCUAGGUUCUUGAUAUUUCAUGCACAAGGGAAGUAAUCAUAUCCCAAAGAGCAAUUGUCUUGUUAAGCUUUUGUUCUUUUCCCCUGUUUUCUGCUUAAUAGAAGUUUGUGGUGGGAAAGAUUUUUUAAAUGCACACACAUACAGUAUAGAUGGGGCAAUGCACAGGUGGGAGCUGGCUAUGCAGAAAAGAAACUUCUGCAGCAGCUUCUACUACCAGCCCUUGGGGCGCGCACCCCUGUGCUCAAGCAAUCAUUGUCGAUGACAAAGUGACUAUUGAAGUUAUAAUUGUAUUAAAUUAAUGCUAAUAAUUUGGAUAUUUUAUUUUAUUUCUGGCUGCUCGGGUAACAUUAGCCCUUACUAAGCAUAAGUGGUUUUCUUUCUUUAUUUUCCCUUUUUGGGUACAGCUGUAAAAUAUUUGGAUAUAAGAAAUGUUAUGUUAUUCUUGCAGCCUUGAUAUUCAGGGUGGUUUGUAAAAUAUAAAUUUUUGUGAAAUUUCAAAGAUUAAGAUUAUUUUGAUAACAUUAUUUACAGAUUUAAAAGAUAUGGUUAUCACAAGUCUGUUGAGGGGGGAAAACUGCAUAAAAUAACUAACUUGGAAUAAAUAUUUUGCAUCAGUUUGGAUUGUCUUGUGUAAGAAGUAUAUUUUCUUUAAAAAUUAAAUGAGUGGAUUCUUUUGAGAGAUAUAUGAAGGAAAAUCUGAAUUGAGACACAACUGUUUCUCCUUUUAGCAGAUACUUUUUUGAUGCAAGAAAACCUGUGCAAUAAAUUACUAGUAAUAAAAUCAAACCCAAGUUUCCUUCCUGAAA